Molecule: messenger RNA, 2433 nt
Organism: Meriones unguiculatus (Mongolian gerbil)
Lineage: Eukaryota; Metazoa; Chordata; Mammalia; Rodentia; Muridae
Gene: Chst1
Product: carbohydrate sulfotransferase 1
Exons: 3
Coding region: 309-1544 (411 amino acids)
Biological process (GO): N-acetylglucosamine metabolic process; carbohydrate metabolic process; keratan sulfate proteoglycan metabolic process
Cellular component (GO): Golgi membrane
Molecular function (GO): keratan sulfotransferase activity; N-acetylglucosamine 6-O-sulfotransferase activity
Source: RefSeq, a predicted model, not a curated record
GAGGAGGAGGAGGAGGAGGAGGAGGAGGAGGAUGCCGCCGCCGCCGCCACCCGCGGGCCCCCGGCGAGCCUGACUCCAGACCGAGGAUGGAGCCGGCGCUGGGCGCUGCAGCAGCUCCCGGCGCUCCCGCCACCAGGUAGCUGCUGUGUGUGCUGCAUAUGGUUGGAAGAAGACCCCUGUCCCCAGCUGUUCCUUUGGAACGACCUUCUCGACCUGAAGGCCUGGGGCGAUCGGCCUGCAUCACAGGACCGGUUGAAUUCUAGAAGACCCCGUGCCUUGGAGCAGCAGCCCCAUGACGGUGCCCAGCCAUGCAAUGUUCCUGGAAGGCUGUCCUCCUCCUUGCCCUGGCCUCCAUUGCCAUCCAGUACACAGCCAUCCGCACGUUCACUGCCAAAUCUUUCCACACCUGCCCUGGGCUGACAGAGACUGGGUUAGCAGAGCGGCCCUGCGAGGAAGGCCCCACCUUCUCCUAUAACCUCUCCAGGAAGACCCAUGUGCUCAUCCUGGCCACCACACGCAGCGGCUCCUCCUUCGUGGGCCAGCUCUUCAACCAGCACAUGGACGUCUUCUACCUGUUUGAGCCCCUCUACCACGUCCAGAACACACUCAUUCCCCGCUUUACCCAGGGCAAGAGCCCCGCAGACCGCAGGGUCAUGCUGGGCGCCAGCCGGGACCUGCUGAGGAGCCUUUAUGACUGCGAUCUCUACUUUCUGGAGAAUUACAUCAAACCACCUCCCGUGAACCACACCACCGACAGGGUCUUCCGCCGAGGAGCCAGCAGGGUCCUCUGCUCCCGUCCAGUGUGCGACCCUCCAGGGUCCCCUGACCUGAUUCUGGAGGAAGGGGACUGCGUGCGCAAGUGCGGCCUGCUGAACCUGACCUUGGCAGCUGAGGCCUGUCGAGAGCGCAGCCAUGUGGCCAUCAAGACCGUGCGGGUGCCUGAAGUGAACGACUUGCGGGCCCUGGUGGAAGACCCCAGGUUGAACCUCAAGGUCAUCCAGCUGGUGAGAGACCCUCGUGGCAUCUUGGCUUCUCGGAGCGAGACCUUCCGGGACACCUACCGACUCUGGCGGCUUUGGUACGGCACGGGGAGGAAGCCCUACAACCUGGACGUGACACAGCUGACCACUGUGUGUGAGGAUUUCUCCAGCUCAGUGUCCACCGGCCUCAUGCGGCCCUCCUGGCUCAAGGGCAAGUACAUGCUGGUACGUUAUGAGGACCUGGCCAGAAACCCAAUGAAGAAAACAGAAGAGAUCUACGAAUUCCUAGGUAUCCCCCUAGAUGGUCACGUGGCGCGCUGGAUCCAGAACAAUACGCGGGGCGACCCCACUUUGGGCAAGCACAAAUUUGGCACAGUGCGUAACUCUGCAGCCACGGCUGAGAAGUGGCGCUUCCGCCUCUCCUAUGACAUCGUGGCCUUUGCCCAGAACGCCUGCCAGCGGGUGCUGGCUCAGCUGGGCUACAAGAUGGCCAAGUCGGAAGAGGAGCUGAAGAACCCGGCCAUCAGCCUCGUGGAGGAGCGCGACUUCCGCCCAUUCUUGUGACCUGGGCAUGGCGGGCGUGGGAGGCAGGUGGCGCUGGUUUUGCUGAUGUGGACCUUCUAUGGGCCGUUUUUUAACUGUUGCCUUAUCUCCCUCCUCCCUCUCCACCCCGCGUGUCUUUUUCAUGCCCUACCCAAUCUCCACCCUCCUCCCUCUCCCACUCUGUCUGUGUGUCCUUCCCCGUGCCCUACUCGCUCCCCUUCCUUUUGCCCCUCCCACACCAGCUGUGCGUCCUUCCUGCCCUUGCCCGUUCCCCUUCCUCCUGCCCCUUUUUGCCCCUGAAAUUUGCACUAUGUCUCUGGAGGGGAAUCACUGGGGCAGAGGGCACGUGAUAUGGCUUAUGUCCCCCCACCCCGUUCAGACACAAGGACGUUGGGUCUCUCUUCGGAUGGGGCCAAUGUUUACAGGCACCCGCUCACACGUUCACGCGUGCGCACAGGCACACGAGGAGAGGCGGCCCGGCACACAACUUCUAGUUUUUGCAAUUGUCUCCUCAAGGUAGGAGGAUGGACACAAAGGGACCACCUCUCCCAGGUUAGGGAAAGGGCCCGCCCCUCCCCAUCCCUGCUCCCCCGCCCUAGACAGUCGCCCCUUCCUCUGGAGCAGGGCGCCUGUCCCUCCUGCACACCCUUGCCUGGUGGUGAGCAGGGUUUUACUGUGAGGUGAACUGGGACUACUUUCUUUCUGUUUGGUUUGUGGUGAGCUUGUCUGUCUGAGUCUUGUGGCUAACCCUGGAUGGCUAAUGAAUCUUAGACGUUUCCGAUUGAUCUUGGGGUCCCUCUGUGAUAUUUCUUUGUGCCAAAAAAAAAAAAAAAAGACAAAAAAUGUGGAUCAGUUUGCUAAAUGAAAAUUGAAAUGCUUUGUGUUUUCUGUAAAUAAAAAUGUGCAGUAC